Molecule: messenger RNA, 895 nt
Organism: Sorghum bicolor (sorghum)
Lineage: Eukaryota; Viridiplantae; Streptophyta; Magnoliopsida; Poales; Poaceae
Product: monothiol glutaredoxin-S9
Exons: 1
Coding region: 149-598 (149 amino acids)
Source: RefSeq, a predicted model, not a curated record
CUACUCCUCCUGCCCGCCCAGCCCAUCACAACGACGACGCCCACAAGUCUCAGCUACUACUCCUAGCUCCCAACCGAACCGAGGAGAAGGACGCCGUGCAGGUGCAGCUCGGGCGCGCGCGCGGCGAGCGCCAGGAAGGAGAAGAAGAAUGUACCAGGCCAUCCCGUACAGCGCCGGCCGGCCGUGGCCGCAGCCCGCGCCGGCGAUGGGCGUCGAGGCGACGACGGCAGCAGCGGAGGAGAGGCUGCUGGCGGCUGUGCGGCAGCAGCAGCCGGCGCCGGAGGCGGAGGCGGCGGCGAGGGAGGAGGAGGUGCGGCGUGCGGUGGCGGAGUGCCCCGUGCUCGUGGUGGGCAGGCGCGGGUGCUGCCUGAGCCACGUGGUGAAGCGGCUGCUGCAGGGGCUCGGGGUCAACCCCGCCGUGCACGAGGUCGCCGACGCCGAGGCGGAGCUCGCCGGGGUCGUUGACGGCGGCGACGUCGCGCUUCCGGCGGUGUUCGUCGGGGGCAGGCUCCUCGGCGGCCUCGACCGGCUCAUGGCCGUGCACAUCUCCGGCGACCUCGUGCCCAUACUCAAGGACGCCGGCGCGCUGUGGCUCUGAUGUGAAGACCAAGCCGUUGUUGUUGCCUCUCCAUCGUCAGCACUUCUUUCUUUUUUGGUUUCCCUGUCCUUGCUUGGAAUUAAACGAUGAUGUGUUGUUAACUUAUUUUUAUUUACUCCUAGAUCGACUAGAUAGACAGGCAUGCACAUAGGACUUUAAUUCUUUUAGUUGAAAAAAAAAGGUUAUUACUAGGAGAAAUGGAGUGCGCAUGUAAGCGAUUUCCUAUAAUAUAGUAUAUAUAUUUGUAUUUUCCGCAUCAUGUGAAUAUGAAAGAGUGUUAAAAUAGCUGAGCUUCUA